CAUAAAGCUCCUCUAUGGUCAAACGUGCUCAAAAUACACACACACACAACUCUUCCUCAACGACUUCGCGCACGCAACGAAAAUUUUGUAUUCGCGCCUUGUGAUAAAUGGGGAGCGUUAAGGUUGCUUGAUGGUGACGAAUAUAAGGAAUACCUUACGUGGAACGAAACGGGAGAUGUGUUUGUGAUUUGCAAUAUGGAUGAAUUUGCACAGAAUGUUUUGCCAAAAUUUUUCAAACAUUGCAAAUUCACAUCAUUCGUCCGACAACUUAAUAUCUAUGGAUUUUAUCGAGUAUCAGAUGCACGCAAAUCAAAACAUGUCCGUAGUAAACACGCUUGUGUAUUUUCUCAUUCACAAUUCAGACGUGGUCGACAAGAUUUAUUACCAAAUAUACGUCGCAAAGUAUCGAAAACCAUAAGAAGGAAACCACGUCUAUCUGAAUCUUCAAUGUCACAGAAUCAAGGAGAAUCUGGGCCUACAUCUUCGUCAUCCGUUUAUGGAUCCCCUGUCAAUAGUAAAUCUGGAAGUAUAAAAGAUUCACCAUCCCAUUCAACCUUGAAUCCUUUUGCGGAUUCUAAGGAUUUUGUGGAUAGAUCUGAUAACGAUCUUGCAAUGCGUAAAAGAAUUGCUGAAUUGACGAUGACUACCGAAAAUUUGCGAAAGGAUUUAAAGCAUAUGAAUAGCAUCGUCAACGAUCGUUUAAUUCCGGAAGUUCGUAAUUUGACAGAGGAUUUACAAAAGCAUCAUGCUCAUGUUAUACAAUUGACCCAGUUGGUUUACCAUACUUCACCGGAAAUUAGUCGUGGGUAUACUAGACCAUUAUCAUCAUCACAACAUGAUAUACCGUCGUCAAAACGUAUACGUUAUGAUGAUAAACAGACGUCUGUUAAGAGUGAACAGUCUAGCUUGACAUCACCGUCUGUUCAGAAUGCACCAACAGUGCCUUCAUCGAUUCCUUCUAAUUAUGGUGUCUAUACAACUCACCAAAGCCAUCCUGGAAAUAACUUAAUAAGUGGCAAUGACUCUUCAAUCACUGGUUCGUCAAUACAACCGACACCCUCAGUGUCUCAAUCCUUAACUAUAUCACCAGAUUCACAUCCUGCAUAUAGUAUGUCAGGAUCUUCUAUUAUUGGAGAUUUUCAACAUUCCUCCCAUAACGCUCACCCCGGUCUUACAGGUUAUAACGAACCCUGGAAUACAACGCCUGUCUUGAUACAGGAUCCCGUCAAUACUGUUCCAAGCUCGAAUAUGUCUUCUUUUUUAUUUCCUGCGACGACAACAUCACAUUCUCCAUUAGUGUUUAAUAAUAAUUCUUCACCCCAUCAACAACAAUCUCCUCCGCACUCUCAACAUUCGCAACAACAUUCGCCUGCAUCUUCGAUAGGUUCAUUGAGUCCUACCGAGUAUGUUAGUAACGCUGGUGCUGUAAACACAGGUGAUAUUAUUUCGAAUGUUGUUGCUGCCACCGCAAAUUCAAAUGAUAGUCAUAAUAGUGGUGAAAAUAGUCCUCAUCAACAUGGAGAUGUCAUAGUUGCCGUCUCACCAUCGUCAACUACAUCGUCAUCCCCGAUCUCUACGUCCGCAACGAUGCCAAAUUAUUACCAAUCCAAUUCGAUCUUACCAUUGGAAAUUUAUAAUCCCUCUUAUGAGAAUUAUAAUUAA
Racocetra persica is the source of this 1662-nucleotide messenger RNA. The record is from the annotation of a GenBank genome assembly. NCBI's taxonomy places the organism in Eukaryota, Fungi, Glomeromycota, Glomeromycetes, Diversisporales, Gigasporaceae.